Messenger RNA from Microcebus murinus (gray mouse lemur), 3637 nucleotides. The record is from RefSeq and is a predicted model, not a curated record. Lineage: Eukaryota; Metazoa; Chordata; Mammalia; Primates; Cheirogaleidae.
CUCCGUGCAACUCGCCGCCAACUCGCUCAAGUUGGAGCAGAGUUCGCCGGGCGCCUGCAUGGGGGCUCUGCAGCGCAGGCAGAAGCAGGGGCCCUCGCCACAGCGUCCCGAGGCCCGAUACAGGCUUGUCCUGAACCUGAAGCCCCCACCCCACGGAGCUGAGGUUUCUCCUCCCAUUGGAACAAAAGGGGGCUCUGGAGGAAGCCAUUUCAGCAGCUCAUCAGGACCUGUAGAAGAAGGGCUCAAAGCAACCAGCUCACCGCCCAUUCCUCCUUCUCUCAGAAGGAAGGACAGAAGGAAGGAAGGCAGGAGCAAAGCCCCUUCUACCAGCCAUGACACUAAACACCCAGCAGGAAGCAAAGACCCCCCUGCGCCGGCGAGCCAGCACUCCACUGUCCCUGUCCCCCAGGGGCCGCCAGCCUGGCCUCCUGAGCACAGCACCCUCCACUCAGUCGCAGCAUCCCCGGCUGGGCCAAUCAGCCUCCCUCAACCCUCCCACCCAGAAACCUUCGCCUGCCCCUGAAGACUGGUCCUCUGAAUCCAGCGACUCCGAAGGCUCCUGGGAGGCCCUGUACCGUGUGGUGCUGCUUGGAGAUCCCGGCGUGGGGAAGACCAGCCUGGCCAGCCUCUUUGCAGGGAAGCAAGAACGGGACCUCCAUGAACAGCUGGGAGUUGCAGAAGAUGUGUAUGAGAGGACCCUCACGGUGGAUGGAGAGGACACCACACUGGUGGUCGUGGACACCUGGGAGGCCGAGAGACUGGAUAAAAACUGGAGCCAGGAGUCGUGCCUGGAGGUGGGCAGUGCCUAUGUCAUCGUGUACUCCAUCGCUGACCGGGGCAGCUUUGAGAGCGCCUCUGAGCUCCGCAUUCAGCUGCGGCGCACACACCAGGCGGACCACGUGCCCAUCAUCCUCGUGGGCAACAAGGCAGACCUGGCCCGCUGCCGGGAAGUCUCCGUGGAAGAGGGCCGCGCCUGCGCCGUGGUGUUCGACUGUAAAUUCAUCGAGACGUCGGCCACCCUGCAGCACAACGUGGCCGAGCUCUUCGAGGGCGUGGUGCGCCAGCUGCGCUUGCGCCGCCGGGACAGCGCGGCCCGGGAGCCGCCCGCGCCGCGACGGCGGGUCAGCCUGGGCCAGCGCGCCCGCCGCCUCCUGGAGCGCCUGACGGCCCGCAGCGCCCGCCGCCGGGCACUUAAGGCCCGCUCCAAGUCUUGCCACAACCUGGCCGUGCUCUGAGGACACCUGCUUUUCUGGGGGUGCGGGUCACUGGCAGUGCAUUCUGGGCCCCACCGACGCCCCCGAGGGGCAGCAGCGCCGCUACCUAGCGCCGGCGUCGUGGGCCUUGCUUGCCCGCCGCGCUGAUGAGCGGAUCAUCGCCCACGGCCAGAGCCUCGGGACCCCCCUGCUCCAGAGAAGCGGUGGACAGACAUAGGGCCGAAGCCCCAAGCUGAGCACAAAGUAGGGUUUUUUAUGUGGUGGAUGUCAUUUUGUAAAAAUUUCCUUGUCCCUGGGGUCUGGCCACCCCCCAGAAACCCCACCAGACCAGAAGGAUGUCCCUUCUGAAUGCCCAGACCUCUCUGGGAGUCUUCCAGGGUGUCCUCCUCCUGCCCUCCCGUCUACACUGGCUGCAGACUGGUUUAGCCUGGUGGCCUGGGUGUCAGGGCCAAUCAAUAAAGUAAUUGGAUCAUUUGUGUUCUCAGGCUCUUCUCCCAAUCACUCCCAAUUACAGUUCCUGCCCCAGUUCUUUGAGAGAGACAGUGAAUCACAACCACAGCUCACUGUGAUGACCUGCUAUCUUCUCAUUAACCCAUUUUUUAGAUUGUAAAUUCACAAAAUAUCUAGAAGGAAUCUCAGCAUUCACAAUGGCAAUAUAACCGCUGGUGUUAGGAGAUGGCUGUGUACCAAGCAGUCACUGUCACAACUAUUAGUUAAUCUUCACAACACCUGGGAGGAAGGUGUUACCACUAACCCCAUCUUAGUAAUAAGGAAACCGAGGCACAGGACAGUGAAGGCUCAUGCCCAAGAUGUUACAAAACGCUACAGAAUCUUGGGGAGUUGGACUUAAAAACGGAAUGUGGCACACGAUUUAAAGGAGGGGGCAUAACUCCAUGAAAUCCAGUCUAUUAAUCCCCAGGAUAAACCACAAUUUAGUCCAACUCACUUGUUUUCCAAAUGUGGAAACCGAAGCCUAGAGAGGGAAAGUGGGCACCCUGGGGUCACUCAGCCUCCCCUGGGUGUCCAUUUGGCUGUGCGGGAGGAAGGAGGGAGUGAGGCAUCCAGCCUGGCUGGGGACAGCAUCAGGUCAGGAGUUUCCAGCUGGAAGGGAAAGGGUGUCCCUACUUUGAGAGGAGAACAAGAUGCAGACCGUUUGGACCAUCGCAUCCCUGAUGUCUGACACCCCUGCCCCCCACACACACUGCCACCCACCACUCCCGCCCAGACACCUCCGCUGGUUGCUGAGAAAGGCCGCUCUGAGCGAGCCACAUCCUCCAACUGCCACUGCCCCCACCCCAGUCUUGCCAGCGGAGCACUGAUGGCACUUCUUGCUCCAUCCCAACCCCAGGCCAAGGAAGGGAAGAGGAGGAAGGUCUUUCCCCCACCCCAAGUUGUCUCCGGCCUGCGGUCGGUCGAGGGGAGGGGCUGUAUCUGUGGAAAGUUGGCAGAGGCAGCCGGCAGCCGGGAGAGUGGAAAAAAUGAUAUCAAACCCGGAAAAAUGCAGGCCGGAUGGAGGGCUGGAGUCGGCCCUGGGAGGUGAGAGGGAGGGAGACAAGGGGGGAAGGGAAGGCAUGGGCAAAGAAAGGAAGAAGGGCCAGGGAGAGAGUGCAGGAGCUGAUUUUAGAAAAAUGAGGACAAUCGCCUUCAUUCCCUCCUUUCUUGUCUACAAAUAUUUAUCCAGGGCCUGCUAAGUGCAGGGCACAGUGCCAGGCUCUGGGCGAUGCAGUGAACAGAAGGAUACUGGCCGCUCCCAGUAGCGCACAGCCUGGCGGGGGAAGCGGACUAGAAAACAAAUAAGUGGAUAAAAUAUUAAAGACUGAGAAGGGGCUGAAAAUUAGGGUGCUCAGAGAAGAUCCCGAAGGUAAUUCAAUCCAAUCCCCCUAUAUUCACAGAUGUGGAAACUGAGUCCAGAGCAGCACGGCAGAGUGGUUGAGGCCCUGGCCCCUGAACCAGGAGGUCUGUGGGUUCAAACCCUGCUCCCCUCCAUCUCUCUAUGCCUUAGUUUCCCCAUCUAUAAAAUAGGAUUCAUGACAGUUCCCUCCCUUAGGGUUGUUGUGAGGAUUAAAUUAUUUAAGAUGUAUAAAGUGCUUAGGAUAAUUCGUGUGUCUAGGAAGAUUGAAUAAAUGUUGGCUCCCACUAUCAUACCUUAAGGUCCUGGGGAAACCAGGGUUUGUUAUGGGUAAGAUGCUCUGAGACUAUGAUACCGACGGGUUUUAGGAAAAUCUCCUUCCCUCUCGAGCCUCAGUUUCUCCAUCUUUAAAACAAAGGGAUUGACUCUGAACUUGUAUCAUAUAUUUAUGUACUCACGUGUUUAUUCGCUGUCUCCCCAAAUGAUGGGAAGCUCUACGAGGGCAGGGCCCUCCCUGCGGCUCUGUCCCCACCACCUACAGCAGCACCUGGCUCAUAGUAGGUGCUCAGUAAAC